Molecule: messenger RNA, 2948 nt
Organism: Durusdinium trenchii
Lineage: Eukaryota; Dinophyceae; Suessiales; Symbiodiniaceae
Source: the annotation of a GenBank genome assembly
AGGCGCUCCUGGGGCGGAGUGAGUCAGCCGCUUGGGCACAGCUCUUGAAGUGCCUGGCGAGUCCAGUCCCCUUGGGACGCCUUUCGCGGUGUGCAGGGCGCCAGGGUGCCGAGGUGCUGGCUCAAAUGGCUGUUGCGCUUGUGCAAUGUGAAGGGGCUGCUGGCAGUGUGAUGGAAGAGGUGCUGAAAGCUGAAAUGGAGGUUGUCGCGGCGGUCUUGGAGAGGGUUGAGAAUUCCAAUGUCACGAAAGCUGGCCGCCAGGUUCUUCAUUCCGAUCAGCCUUUGGAAGAAGGCAGUUUUAUGUUUGCAUUCUUGCUUGGCUUGUCUGCGAAUGACCCCGACUGCGAGGCUUGGGUGGCUGAGGCCAUCUCAGAGAAGACGCUGGAUGCCCUCCGGCAGUUGCUGAGCCCAGAUCGUGCGCGGCGCGCCAAGUCCUUGCGAAAGUUCAGCCGGGCGUUUGUGCAGCCAGAGAUCUCAAAGACAAGGUCGCAGGAUCAGCUGCCUGUCCCAAGUGUGGCGGACUUCAUCGGGGAGCCGGAAGAGGCUUUGCCGCAACUGUCGCCUGUUCCUUCACCCAGAUCCACAACCCCUGCUGUGGCAUUUGCUUUGCCUGCCGGUAAGGAGGUUGAACUGGCGGAUCACUCCGACUCGCCAAAACGCCAGGAGUGGGCAAUGCGGAGAGCCAACAUCACCAAUUCCACAGGCAGUGUGUUGGACCUAGAUGGUAUUGCUGCCACGCUGGUUCAAUCUCUGGCAGAGGCAGCCUAUGCGGCCCCGCCAACCUUGUGCCGCUUGGCGGCGGCCUUGAGGACCUUUGGAGACAAGGGUCAGGACUUGCUGGGCAGGCUGCUAUUCGUACACUGGUUGGUGCCAGCCUUGUUGAAGCCAGCCCUGGGAUUAGGCCUUGGGCUUGCAGAGGUCUUCCCGGUGCUUACGGCAGCUGAAACAACGUACUCGCUCCGAAGCUUGGCGCAGCUGCUAACCGCGGCUGUUGCCCACGAAGCAGGAGAUGAGAACGACAGGAGUUCCCUCCGCAAGCUGUUCCACUCCUUGGCUGAGCGAGGGGCUGCCCAAGCAGCGUCCAAGAGCGAGGCAGAGUUGCCUUGCUGUGUGGUUUGUCGCACAAGUGAGCUGAUCGCCCUCGGAUCGAGCCUUUCUGCCGCUGCAGAAGAAGUUGCAGAGAUCCUGUCAAUGAGUGCUGACCAGGUGCGGCUGCUGGGACGCAGGCCCUCAAGCCCGGGAUCAGCGUCGGCUGUAGUUUGCUGGCUGAAGCGAUGUAGAAGCCACGAGAAGCAAACUGAUGACAUCACUCCGAAGGAGAAGCAGCAAAAACCACGCCUUAGUUACGAGGAGAGGAGAAAGUCCUUAGGUACCCACACCCAGGAGGAAGCCCUGCUUCUGCUGCGCCAGCUCCUGAGUGAGCCGCACCAGCUGUGCAGUCAUGGCAUUGGUCAAGCAGGAAGUGCCCUGCUGGCGGCACUGGAAGCGGCGCGGAGAGGGGCAGAGUUGUCUCGCAAACUCAAAAUCGACCUCCUUCAGGAGGCGCUGCUCUGGCAAGAACCCAGCAGCUCAGAAAAUGCUGCACCACUCACCAUAAACGAGCAGGAACUCUUUAACUCCCUGCAAGAGGCUUUGGAGAAGGAGCGGCGUGGGCUUGCGCAGCAGACGCUGCAGCUGCGGAGCAGGAGGCGGUUGGUGCGCCUGAGUGCCCUGCGCUGCCGAGAGGUGACAAAGUGCGUGCGACAUUGUGCCAAGGCUGCCUGGACCUUGCGUUUUAAUUGCUGCUUGCAGACGCUCUGGACAGGUUCGGACCGUCAGUCAGACCUCGGCAUGCCAGAGCUUUGUGUGCUUGGGCCAGAGACCGAUCCCAACAAGCUGGACUUGGACCAAGAGCUGAGUCCUCGACAGGGGAGGCGGCGGAAGCGUGAUGGUCUCUUCGGCAUUUUUUCGCAGGAGCCGGAGAUGGAACCUCGCCGGGAGUCUUCGGUGCGGAUGGUGAAGAGGAACUAUUGCCCAUACCAUCGUUUGGCGGCUGUGGGUGCCAGCAUUGGUGUGGAAGGCUUAGCCAAUGAUUCUUCACGUUCCCACUCUGCGACACGGAACUUGCGGGAGAUCCUCAGCGCGCUGUCAAAGCUUCGUAUUGACCGUGCACGGCAAGAGCGUAUGGGCAUGACGAAGGUCAUUCAGGAGCUUGUUGUCAUGGUCUCUGGGAUCAUCUCCAACCAUUGCAGGCUGUCCCAAGCAAACGCUGCACACUCCCAGGAGGAAGAUGAGGAAUGGGUGCGGCCGCACCUCUUGCUUCAAGGCAGUGAAGCACACGCGACCGAGUGUGUGUCUCGCUUCAUCUUCCACCAGCUGCAUCAUCGUUUCUUUCCCACUGAGCCCACAGUGGACGAUCAGAGGAUCCACGCUCAAAUUCAGCGAUUUUCAUGGCUCCGGCCACGUCACCUCGAUUUGCCAAGACCUCUUGUAGACACAGAGCAGGCCAGCGAGGCCAUCUUGCUCCUCCGAAAGUUGCGCAUUUUGCGGAGUCCAUGCGAGAUCUUGGAGGUGAUUGCCAAGGCAUUUCGCAUCACAACCCAGGCUGCGUGCCUUAAAUCGAAGCUUGCCGAAGGCCAAUCCAAGUCUUCCCAGGACAAUGCAUUUGGUGCAGAUGAGGCUUUGCCGCUUUUUAUCCUGAUUAUCAUCAGGGCCAACCCGCCAAUGCUCCACAGUGUGCUUAGCUAUGCUGAGCACUUCACAACCAGCGACCAGCUGCGUACCGAACAGGGCUAUGCGCUUGCACAGGCUCAAGCUGCCGUGUCCUUCUCCAGCUCAUUACGGGACAAGGAGCAGUUGUCUAAUCUCAGACCUGGAGAGUGGGAGAGUCAUUUGGAGCUGGGCAGCGGCUGUGAAGACUGGACUUGACGCGGGAGUCCCGCAAGUAGAUUGUGGCUACAACAUACAUCC